Acanthochromis polyacanthus (spiny chromis) is the source of this 2039-nucleotide messenger RNA. RefSeq names its product extracellular matrix protein 1-like. The coding region runs from base 197 to 1690 and encodes 497 amino acids. The record is from RefSeq and is a predicted model, not a curated record. Gene Ontology annotation, cellular component: extracellular region. Gene Ontology annotation, biological process: signal transduction; regulation of bone mineralization. The transcript has 10 exons. NCBI's taxonomy places the organism in Eukaryota, Metazoa, Chordata, Actinopteri, Pomacentridae.
CUCUCCUCCCUUUAAACCCUCAGCAGCCAUAAAAUCUGUUUGCAGGUUUUGUCUUUUUUUAACGCUCCUCGGACGGACAGCGCAGCCUCUCCUCGUGGACCAAUAACCGGCUCCGGUCUGCGCUCUGCCCCCGAUCAGUAACGCGAGUUCCGGGGAACAAACCGAAGCGGACAGCGGACACUCGAACGCGACCACCAUGAGCUCGUCCCCGGGUUUGUUCUGCUGCUCGGUGCUGGUGUUGGUCUGCCUGGGUUCAGAAGCCAAAGAGAAGGACUUCCUCGGGCAGCGAGAAGUCACUUUCGACCUCGACCAGAUCAUGCAAGAGAUGCAGCAACCAGAAUCUCUGGUCCCGCAGGAAGAGAUUGACCCGUCAAAGCUCUUUGAUCCUAAAGAGUUACCCAUAGAGCAGAUGAUGGUGUCUCCACCACAUAUUAACUGGGGGGAAAGAGGUCGCCCCAGUUUUGGGCCUCGUUCUUUUGGUGGUCCUCCUAUGUUGGAGUACCCCGUUCAGUUUCCUCUCGCCCGGCCAACAUCCAACAACCUCCAAGCCAUCUGUCUUCAUGGAGACCAUCGUCCUCGUUACGCGAUAGACUCUUACUUUCCUCCCUCUGGUUUUGGUCAGCUGAAGCGUCAAGCCGAAGCUGUCAAUAACGUGGAGUCCUGGUUCGACGUUUGCUGCAAAGGAAACCAGACGUGGGAGACGGAGGUGACUCUGUGUUGCGCCACGCAGGCGUGGGAGCUGUUUGUGGAAACGUUCUGUACUGCAGACUCAUCAGUCAAGGAUCGCCUGUACGACUGCUGCAAGCACAGCGGCUCUGAUAGACUAAACUGCUUCGACAUGGACGCUCAGAACAAAAACUAUGAGGCAAAAGAGGAGCUGCCAGUGACGGCGAUUCCUUCUACCGUCAACUUUGACUUUGACCAAAACACCUGUCAGAGGGCCAAGAUGGCUCCUUACAGAGCCAGAGCAGACAGAAAAAAGAAGGAGAAGAAAGUGUCCACUUCCGAGAACGUCGACAUCAGCUUCCCUCCCGGUCGGCCGUCCGCCGACGCCAUGGAGUCGCUGUGCGGCCACCAGAAGCUCCGCCCCCUCUACCACACCAGGUGUCUUCCACGUUCAGGCUUCGAGUGGCUGGCUCGGCAGGCCAAGACGGUGAACCGCAUUGAGAAGGGAUACAGGCAGUGCUGCAAGAAGAAGCAGGGCGUGCUGAGCUGUGUCGACCAGAAGUGGAGCGAUGAGAUCGACAGGUUCUGCUCGACCGACGGCCUCAGUUUCAGCUGCUGUUCCAGCCAAAGUCCAGCUGAUCGAUACAGCUGCUUCCACUCGAUGUCUCCAGACCCACAUUACAACAAGACCUCUGCCCCCGAGGAGCUGUCGCUUAACAGCAUUUGUGACACUCACAAAAUCAUCGACAGGCGAUUCCCUGUUGGCUUCCCGCUGAAGCUCUUUGUGAAACAAUGCUGCCCCCUGGCUGAAGAAGAGAGGACUACUUGUUCUGUGCAAAAGGUGGAGGAAAUGUCAAGGAAGCUGUGUUCAUCGGGCGGCCGUUCUCCUCCGACUGUCCGUCAGUGCUGCAAGCUGCCUUCACAGGAAACGCCGCAGUGUGUCUCCAAAAUCAUCAUGAACGCCGUCAGCAAAGCCGCCAGCGUCUUACGUCAGAAGCACAGGAAGAAGUGCCCCCUCUCCUAAACGCUGCUGACCUUCAGCUGCUCAGCUGACGGGGAAUUAAAGGUCCGUGAGAUGAGAAGAAUAUUCAGAAUAUGGACCACGUUCCAGUGUUAUUUACCGUCAUCUGAGAUCACACGCACUGCUGCCGUUUAUAGUUAAACAAAUAUAUUGUGAAAUGCAGAGUUUUUAUCGCAGACUGCUGUCUGUGUCACUGUACCACUAUUUUUUUAUAGGCUGCUCCCUGCGUUUUUGAUUAUCGAUGCGUUUUGUAGAUUCCUUCGGGGCUUCAAGAUUAGUCUUCUUCUUUUUAUAUAGUUUUAUAGUUUAAGAUCAUGUAUGCAACAGUUCUAAUAAAACUUUGUAAAAUGUC